Purpureocillium lilacinum is the source of this 1185-nucleotide messenger RNA. RefSeq lists its product as uncharacterized. NCBI's taxonomy places the organism in Eukaryota, Fungi, Ascomycota, Sordariomycetes, Hypocreales, Ophiocordycipitaceae. Gene Ontology annotation, molecular function: chitinase activity; chitin binding. Gene Ontology annotation, biological process: chitin catabolic process; carbohydrate metabolic process. The record is from RefSeq and is a predicted model, not a curated record. Gene Ontology annotation, cellular component: extracellular region.
AUGCAAGCCAUCACACUGGGGGCCGCCUGGCGGCCGCUCAUUCUGAUUGUCAUGGCUGUGGCUCAUGCAGAAGCUCUGCGAUGUGCCAUGUACCUGACGGGCCAGCACAACGUGGUGCCCGCAGAUGCAAACAUGACUGCCGACAUCACUCAUGUGAUUCUCGCCUUUAUGCGAUCCGACACCUUCAACGUUGAUCAGUCGCCGCCCACUUGGCCGCUCUUCACCACUGUUGAUCGAGUCCGACCCCGGUUUGGUCCUCACACCAAGGUCAUGAUUGCGAUUGGCGGAUGGGGCGAUUCACUGGGCUUUGAGGAGGCCGCUCGCGAUGCCCAGACGAGGGCUCGUUGGGCUGGGCAGGUUGCGGCCAUGGUAGCCCAGACCGGCGCCGACGGCGUCGACAUUGACUGGGAAGGCAACCGGGACGACUACAAGCAAAUUCCCAACGAUAAACGCCAGUGGGAGGUCGAGGCCUUUGUUCAACUGCUUGACGCCCUGCGAGCCUUGCUGGGCCCGCACAAGAUGCUGUCCAUUGCCGUUCCGGCAGUCGAACGUGACUUGAUGGCCUUUACGCCCUCCACCGUUCCACGCAUCAUCAAGAGUGUCGACUUUAUCAAUGUCAUGACCUAUGACAUGAUGAACAGACGAGACACCACGGUUCGCCAUCACAGCGGUGUGGCCGACUCCCGAGAUGCCCUGGAGCGUUACGUGGACCGCGGUGCGCCGCCGGCUAUGCUGAACCUUGGCCUCGGGUACUACGUCAAGUGGUUCAUGACGAAAGACUGCGACCCGGAUCAUCCUCUUGGGUGUCCGACGCAGCUCCUCGAGGAUCCCGAAACGGGUGCCGACAAGGGCAGGACAGCUGCCUUUAGCUAUCACGACGAGACCCCGAGCGAGCUGGUCGAGUCGUUUGCUCGCGCCCGGAGCCACGGCACCUACUUUGACGACGGCAGCUAUGGCUACUGGGACGAAGCAGAGCGACGGUGGUGGUCCUUUGACACGCCACAGACGAUUGAGCGAAAGCUGGCCGAAGUCGUUGGGCCAUUCAAAGCUGGGGGCGUUUUUGCCUGGGGCCUAGGUGAGGAUGCGCCCAAGUUUGAGCAUCUGGCGGCUACGACGGCUGGAGCCAAGCGAUUGAGGGAAAGGCGGGAUGAGUCUGGGAACGAGGCGACCCGGGACGAGCUGUAA